Messenger RNA from Mercenaria mercenaria, 2400 nucleotides. Its product is annotated as C-factor-like. Lineage: Eukaryota; Metazoa; Mollusca; Bivalvia; Venerida; Veneridae. The transcript is spliced from 6 exons. The coding region runs from base 45 to 800 and encodes 251 amino acids. The record is from RefSeq and is a predicted model, not a curated record.
GACGAAUAGAAAUAGAUUCGCCUUUGACCCAGUUCGUGUAAACAAUGUUGUCACCGAAGUCAGUUUUGAUUACCGGUUCUAGCCAAGGUAUUGGUCUCGAGUUUGUUCGAGCAUUUCUUAAGCUGACAACCCCUCCAAAACAUAUAUUUGCCUCAUGUAUAAACCGUGCAAGUGCAGAGGAUCUAGACGAAAUAGCAAAGACCAAUCCAGCUGUGAAAGUAAUUGAGCUAGACGUAGAAAAUCAAGACUCAAUAGAGAAAGCCAAGGAAGUUGUACAGUCAACAGUGCAAGAUGAAGGGCUUAAUUUACUUGUUAACAACGCUGGCAUACUCAAGCGGAUGGGAUUCCAUGACGUGACCAGGGAAGACAUGCGAAAACAUUAUGAGGUUAACUGCAUUGGUCCUCUAAUGAUGGCAAAGACAUUUCAUCCCCUUUUGAAACAGGCAGCAAGUCGGUCUCCAAGUGAUCCAAUGUCCUGUAACAAAGCUGCGAUUAUCAAUGUUGGAUCCGGUCAAGGUUCAAUAUCAGAAAAUGCAUCCAGUGGAAUGUAUCCGUACAGAGCAUCAAAGUGUGCAUUAAACAUGAUGAUGACCUGUUGGAGUAUCGACAUGAAGGCUGAUGGCAUACUGUGUGCGUCUAUUGCUCCUGGCUGGGUCAGGACGUCGAUGGGAGGACCUAACGCCGCUGUAUCGACAGAGGAAAGCUUGAAGGCGAUGUUUGAAACAAUGGAAAAACUUGGUGACGCGGACACUGGAAAGUUUCUCCAUGCAACAAGAGGUGGAACUGUGGUACCGUGGUAGAUCAGUUUUUACAUAGAGUGUCGAGGGAAGACUGAAGCUCACAUUGUUGCAAGGAUAACAUUUCAUCAUUGUCUUGUGUCAGACAAUGCCUUUGCGGUCGCGAUAAAUUGACAAUCAUAUAAAAUCCUGCUUAAUUGUUGGUGUUUUAUAAACAUUUGAUAAUCGAGUAUUUUGUUAUUUUUUUCAAUUGGCAGAAUAAUAUAUACAUAUUGUGUAACUGCUAUUGAUGCUUAAAUAAAGCCUAUUCUAUAAGUUUUUUCUAGUUUCCUGAAUACAUUAGUAAUGGAUUGCAGAAUUACCUGUGAUGUUGCCAUUGUGUUUUAGCUGCCCAGACCAUAAACUUUUAUCAAGGCUCUGUAGGCAACACAUGGACUGUUACCUUACCCAGCCUUUCUCUUGUUUUGCAAAGCUUUUUGAGAAAAUAACUUUGAAUUAUAGUAUUUUUAGCUCCACUAUUCCUAUUCGGAGAAUGGGGGUGGGGGGGGGCGUGACCCUUCUUGAUUAAAGUUUUUCGGCAACCUUUGUUUUUCUGUCAUAUCUUUGUUACUAUUGCUUAUAUCUUAAGUAACUUCACAUAAACAUUGUCCAGUAUACAAACAAUAAAUGUGUAGGGGCUGAGCCCAUUAUACCUAAGGUCAAGGUCACGAAGGUGUUACACUUAGGUUAUUUUUAAGGUUAAAGUUUUUCGGCAACCUUUGGUUUUCUGUCAUAUCUUUGUUACUAAUGCUUAUGUCUUACUUUAAGUUCACAUAAACAUUGUCCAGCAUACAAACAAACUAUGUGUAGGGGCUGGGCCCAUUAUACCCAAGGUCAAGGUCACAAAGUUGUUAUACUUGGAAUUAUUUUCAUGUUAAUUUUUUUCGAAAGCUUCCUUAUAGACAUAUCUUUGGUACUUUAAAAGAUAAUAACUUGAAAUUAAAAAUAUUUCUUUAUAGUCUUCGUCUGCAUGUGUGGUUAUAAACCCCAUAACUCUAAUUGUAUUUUUGACAGAAUUAUGCCCCUUUUGUAUUUAAACUUUAUUGCAAUCUUCGCUUUCUGGAUAUUACUUUAAUGCAAUAUAAGAUAAAGACUUGAAACAUAAAAUGUAUCUUUAUCAUCAUCAUCUGCAUGUGUGGUAACAAUCCCCAUAACUCUGAUUUGUAUUUUUGACCAAAUUAUGCCCCUAUUAUACUUAAUUUUUUAACAAACUUCGUUUACUGGACAUAACUUUGGUACUAUGUAAGAUAAUGACUUGAAACUCAAAAUAUAUCUUAACCAUCAUCAUCUGCAUGUGUUGUAACAAUCUCAAUAACCCUAAUUUUUGUUCUUGACAGAAUUAUGCCCCUUGGUGUAUCUUCCUUUUAAAGUAAAGGUCUCUUAUUGAGACAUAUAUUCAUCUUACUGUCAAAUCCCCGAAUAGUGGAGCGCGCUGUCUUACGGACAGCUCUUGUUCUGUGGUGUUUCCACCAUGUUUAUCAUAAAUGAUUUGCAUAGAAAUAAGAAAUACAGAGAAUCUAGUUACGAAUUGACAGUGGCAUAUAUUAGGCCAAGAAAAUGUGUAUUUUAUUGAAAUAAUGUAGCAGUAUGCACAGAUUUAUUUAAUUAAAUUUAUAGCACGCUU